Messenger RNA from Eruca vesicaria subsp. sativa (arugula), 1978 nucleotides. NCBI's taxonomy places the organism in Eukaryota, Viridiplantae, Streptophyta, Magnoliopsida, Brassicales, Brassicaceae. The record is from the annotation of a GenBank genome assembly.
GUUGCAAGAAAAUUUAUGAUCCCCAAGGUCAAACUUAGAUCAAUCUUUGAUUAGAUUACAGAACAAGAGAAAAAAGUUUCAAUCUUCAAUGGAACAUGUCAGAGCUAUCUUCUCCUUCUUCUUUUUUGCUUGUGUCCUAACGUAUCUUCCACGUCAGACCUUAUCCCAGGUAGAUGUUUAUGAGUUUGAUCCAGAGAGCUACUGUCUAGAUAGAGGCAACUUCACUGCCAAAAGCACUUUUGCCAGAAACCUCAACGGGCUUGUCUCCUCUCUCUCCUCACUAACAACAUCGAAACCUUAUGGCUUCUACAACUUCUCCUCUGGAGACUCACCUGGAGAAAGAGCUUAUGCCAUUGGUCUUUGUAGAAGAGAAGUCAAAAGAGAUGCUUGUCUCAGAUGUAUUCAGACAGCUGCAAGAAACCUCACCGAGCAGUGUCCUCGGACAAAACAAGCUGUUAUGUGGUACACGCACUGUAUGUUUCGUUACUCGAACAUGACAAUCUAUGGAAGAAAAGAGACGGACCCAACUGGGGCUUUCAUUGAGGAUGAAACCAUAUCAGAAAACAGAGGUGAGUUUGAGCGUCUUCAGAGAGGGCUGCUGGAUGGGCUCAAAGCGAUUGCUGCGGCUGGUGGGCCGAAUAGGAAAUACGCUCAAGGGAACGGUUCUGCUUCGGCAGGGUACAGGAGAUUCUACGGAAGUGCGCAGUGUUCGCCGGAUUUGUCUCAACAAGAUUGUGAUGACUGUCUAGCUUUUGGCUUUGAGGGUGUCAAAAGUUGUUGUGAUGGUCAGAUUGGGUUUAGGUGGUAUUGUCCUAGUUGUAACGUCCGGUUUGAGACCUGGAGAUUCUAUGAGCUUGACGCCGACCUAGAGCCUGAUCCACCUGGUGCUGUUGGUUCACCAACACCAGCUGCAAAAACUGUAAAAACUGGUAAGGGCAAAGGUGGUUCUAAAGUCGUAAUCGCGAUAGUCAUUCCAAUAGUUCUUGUUGCUUUAUUUGCGGUUUGCCUAUGCUUGGUCCUAAAGUGGAAGAAGAACAAGUCUGUAGAAGUUGCCGAGGAUGAGUUCUCGAAUACAGAUUCUCUGGUAGUUGACUUUGAAGACGUAAAGGCCGCAACAAAUAACUUUUCUUCUGAAAACGAACUUGGACGUGGUGGGUUUGGCUCAGUUUAUAAGGGUAUGUUCUCUCAUGGACAAGAAAUCGCGGUGAAAAGAUUGUCAGGUACUUCUGGACAAGGAGACAUCGAAUUCAAGAACGAAAUCUUAGUACUUGCAAAGGUUCAACAUAGGAAUUUGGUUAGGCUUUUGGGUUUCUGCAUACAUGGACAAGAAAGACUCCUUGUUUAUGAGUUCAUCAAGAACGCAAGUCUUGACCAUUUCAUUUUUGAUCUUGAGAAGCGUCAACUUUUGGAUUGGGGAGUGCGAUACAAAAUGAUCAGAGGAGUUGCUAGAGGACUUCUUUAUCUUCAUGAAGACUCUCGUUUCCGGAUCAUACAUCGUGAUCUUAAAGCUAGCAACAUUCUUUUGGACCAAGAAUUCAAUCCAAAAAUCGCGGAUUUUGGCUUAGCUAAACUCUUUGACACUGGCCAAACCGUUACACAUCGGUUUACAAAAAGAAUUGCAGGAACUUACGGGUAUAUGCCUCCCGAAUACGCCAUGGACGGACAAUUCUCAGUCAAAACAGACGUUUUCAGCUUCGGUGUAUUAGUCAUUGAGAUCAUUACAGGUAAGAGAAACAACAAUGGUGGAUCUAAUGAUGAAGAAGAUGCAGAAGAUCUUCUUCCUUGGGAGAGUGCAUCGACUAGACCAACAAUGGCUUCCGUUGCUUUAAUGCUCAACAGCGAUUCGGUUACUCUCCCGAUACCUACAUGGCCUGCGUUUGUGUUAGAGAGUGUGAUGCCUCGGAAUGUUUCUUCUUCAACUGAAGAGUUACAAAUGUCGUUGAAUGAUGUCACUGUUUCUGAGUUAUUUCCUCGUUAG